Molecule: messenger RNA, 822 nt
Organism: Stegastes partitus (bicolor damselfish)
Lineage: Eukaryota; Metazoa; Chordata; Actinopteri; Pomacentridae
Product: insulin-like growth factor-binding protein 2-B
Exons: 4
Coding region: 1-822 (273 amino acids)
Biological process (GO): regulation of insulin-like growth factor receptor signaling pathway
Cellular component (GO): extracellular region
Molecular function (GO): insulin-like growth factor II binding; insulin-like growth factor I binding
Source: RefSeq, a predicted model, not a curated record
AUGGUCAUAUAUUUUAUGUACGGGUUGCUGUUUGCGUGCUUUGCUUUACCUGGAAUCUUACACGGGGAUCUAGUUUUCCGAUGCUCGAGCUGCACGGCGGAGCGUUUGGCUGCGUGUCCCAAAGUCACCGCCGUAUGUACGGAGAUAGUGAGGGAGCCGGGCUGCGGCUGCUGUCCGGUGUGCGCCAGGAUGGAGGGGGAGCUGUGCGGGGUCUACACGCCGAGGUGCUCCAGCGGCCUCCGGUGCUACCCCAACAUGGAGGCUGAGUUUCCUUUGCAGCAGCUCAUCCAGGGUUUAGGGCGAUGUGGGCAAAAAGUGGACAUAGAUGUCACUGCAGUCGUGGACCACCAGGCAACAAAUGAGGUGCACGGGACUGAAAACCCACUCACCAGGAGACCCGCCAUAGACGCUUGGCUUUGGAAAGAGUCGGCCAGGAAAAGCUUAAGCAAUGAGCGCAAAACCAAGAUGAAGACGAAUCAGCUGGAGGAACAACGAACCCAGAAAGUGCCUCAGAGCGCCUGUCAGCAGGAGCUGGACAAAGUCUUAGAGGAGAUCUCCAAAAUUACUUCAGAGGAUAACAGAGGCCCACUGGAGAAUCUGUAUGAACUCAAAUUUCCAAACUGUGACAAACAGGGACUGUACAACCUCAAACAGUGCAACAUGUCCACCCACGGCCAGCGGGGCGAGUGUUGGUGUGUUAACCCCUUAACGGGGGUCCAGAUACCGGCGACGCCCAGAGUCAGGGGGGAUCCCAACUGUAACCAGUUUCAGGAGGAGCUCCGAGCCAUGCCCACCGCGGCGGCGGCGGCGGCGUCUCGCUGA